AUUGAAUUAAAUUAUUAUAAUUAAAAUGUCAGACAAUGAUGCAUCACAACCGCUAAAGCAAUUGUUCAAUUAUAUUGACUCACAUUCGGAUGAUUUUGUGGCCAAUUUGGCCGAAUUGGUGGCCAUUAAGAGUGUUUCGGGCGAACCCGAGGCCAGGGAUGAGACCAUACGGGCUGUUCAUUGGAUGCAAAAACAAUUGGACGCCGAGGGCUGCACAACACGGCUGGUAGACCCAGGACUGCAAACCCUACCGGACGGCACUCGUAUACCACUACCACCGGUACUAUUGGGCCAAUUGGGUCGCACAGACCCACAUAAGAAGACAGUAUGCGUUUACGGACACCUGGAUGUACAACCGGCCCAUAUGUCUGACGGCUGGCACACCGACCCCUUCACUCUGACCGAAAAGGAGGGCAAACUGUAUGGCAGGGGCGCCACCGAUGACAAGGGCCCAGUGCUCGGCUGGCUGCACGCCAUACAGGCUUACAAUAAUACCGGCGUUGAAUUGCCCGUCAAUUUUAAGUUUAUAUUUGAGGGGAUGGAAGAGUCAGACAGCGUAGGUCUGGACGAUGUGGUGAUAGCGGAGGCCAAGGGUGCCGAUGGUCUACUCGCGGACGUGGACUACAUUUGUAUUAGUGAUAGCAAUUGGUUGGGCGCCACAAAACCCACGCUAACGUACGGACUCCGAGGCGUCGCAUACUUUUACGUUGACAUCGAGGGCGCGGCCAAAGACCUGCACUCCGGUGCCUAUGGGGGUGGCGUUCACGAGGCUAUGACCGAUUUGGUGGCCCUUAUGAACCGUCUGGUGGACACCAGGGGUCGCAUACUUGUGCCCGGAGUUAUGGACGACGUGUUGCCCCUAACUCCUGAUGAGGAGGCACUUUAUCGCACCAUUGAUUUCAAUAGCGAUGAGUUCCGAGACAUCGAAGUGGGCGCCCGACGGCUCAUACAUGAUGAUAAAGUCGAUACAUUGACCCAUAUAUGGCGAUACCCCUGUCUAUCCUUACAUGGCAUCGAAGGCGCGCACUCGACCCCCGGCGCUAAAACUGUAAUACCGGGUCGAGUGGUCGGCAAGUUUUCCCUGCGUCUGGUCCCCAAUCAGGACCCGAAUACCAUUGAGAGACUAGUGACUGAUUAUUUGAACCAAGAGUUUAAUAAGUUGGACAGUCCUAAUAAGUUGAAAAUCACCAUGGUCACCGGCGCUAAACCCUGGUUAGCUGAUCCAAAUGAUCACAAUUUUAGCGCCGGUCGAGUGGCAAUAAAAACAGUGUUUGGCGUGGAUCCGGAUCUGGCCAGAGAUGGCGGUUCAAUACCCAUUACAUUGACGUUUCAAUCUGCAACCGGGAAAAGUGUGCUGUUACUGAACAUGGGUGCCAGCGAUGACGGCCCCCACUCCCAAAACGAGAAGAUCAAUAAAUGGAAUUAUAUUGAAGGCACCAAGGUGUUUGCCGCCUAUCUAUAUGAACUAUCACGAGUGGGCGAGAAUUAAAAUUAUAAUAAUUAUCAGUUUACUGUUUGAAAAUUGCUGAAAUGAA
Molecule: messenger RNA, 1535 nt
Organism: Medioppia subpectinata
Lineage: Eukaryota; Metazoa; Arthropoda; Arachnida; Sarcoptiformes; Oppiidae
Source: the annotation of a GenBank genome assembly